AUGUCUGCUCCCAGGCUGGGGACCGGCGGGAGAGGCCCGGCGCCGGGGAGCCCAGGCGUCGGCGAGGACAGAGAGGCCUCUAGCGGCCACCUUGGGCAGCAGGCGAGGGCGAGCCGGGAGGGCACUUCCUGCCAGGGCCCGGGGCGGCCCAGUUUCGCAAAGGAAGUUCUGCCAGGGCCGGAGGGGCGGAGGCAGGAAGUGGGCCGGAGGCUCGCGCUAGGGUGCGGCCGGCGGGUAGUGAGAGGCCGCGGCCGGGGGCGGGGGAGGGCCGCGGAGGUGAACCAGACCGAGGCCGCGACCCCACCCAUCCUCCGCGAGGCCCCGGACGCCUCCGCCUGCCCACAGCGCGGUCCGGCGGCGGGGCGCUGCCAGCGACGCCUCGGCCGUCGGCGCGCGGCCUGGGUCAACCGCGUUCCAAGUUCUUCCGUUUGGAGCUGA
Molecule: messenger RNA, 438 nt
Organism: Rangifer tarandus platyrhynchus (Svalbard reindeer)
Lineage: Eukaryota; Metazoa; Chordata; Mammalia; Artiodactyla; Cervidae
Source: the annotation of a GenBank genome assembly